UAGCUCCGAUGUGAGCUUGAGCUCCAGCCUCCAGCUACGUACCUACCUAUACCCCCAGGCCCCAGCAGUGCUAGCGCCACGCACGAGCUCUCAUGGCGGCCACGCCGACUACCAAGGUCCUCGUGUCCACGUUCCUCAGCUUCUUCCUCUUCCUCUUCCACGGCGCAAGCCCCGCUCCCGUGGCCAGCGUCGGCGCCGCGUCGGAGGAGGGCGACAGCUCCGCGCUUUUGGCCUUCAAGUCCGCCGUGUCCGACGACCCGAAGGGAGUGCUCGCCGGCUGGGGCGCCUCCCCGGACGCGUGCAACUGGACGGGCGUCGCCUGCGACCCGGUGACGCGGCGUGUCGUGCAGUUGGUGCUGAGAGAGCAGAAGCUCUCCGGGGAGCUCUCUUCCGCGCUCGGCAACCUCUCGCACCUCAGGGUGCUCAACCUCUCCGGCAACCUCUUCGCCGGCAGCGUGCCGCCGGAGCUUGGCAGCCUCUCCCGCCUCAGGUUCCUCGACGUGUCGUCGAACACGCUCGCCGGGACGGUCCCACCGGAGCUCGGCAACCUCUCGAGGCUCAGCUCCCUCGAUCUCUCCGGGAACGCCUUCGCCGAGCCGGUGCCGCGGGCGCUCGGGAAGCUCUCCCGGCUGAAGCAGCUCAGCCUCGCCGACAACCAGUUCCAGGGCUCGAUUCCGGUUGAGCUCACGCGUGUCCUGAACCUCGAAUACCUCAACCUCGGCGGGAACAACCUCUCCGGGCCCAUCCCGGCGGCCAUAUUCUGCAACCUCUCCGCCCUGCAGUACAUUGACAUGUCGUCCAACAUUCUCGACGGCGAGAUCCCCAUCCGGCCGGAUUGCCUUCUCCCCAACCUGACGUUCCUCGUGCUGUGGUCCAACAACCUCGUCGGCGGCAUCCCGGCAUCGCUGUCAAACUCGACGAAGCUCCGGUGGCUGCUGCUGGAGUCGAACUUCCUCGGCGGCGAGCUGCCGUCCGACGGCAUGUUCGGCGGCAUGAGGAGCCUCGAGCUUCUGUACCUGUCGUUCAACUACUUCAGGAGCCCGCGGAACAACACCGACCUCGAGCCGUUCUUCGCCUCGCUCACGAACUGCACCGGCCUGAGGGAGCUCGGCGUCGCCGGUAACGACCUCCCCGGCACGAUCCCGCCGGUCGUCGGCCGCCUCUCCCCCGGCCUCAGGCAGCUCCACCUUGAGUUCAACAGCAUCUUCGGCCCGAUCCCGGCGAACCUCUCCGACCUCGCCAACCUCACCACCCUCAACCUCUCCCAUAACCUCCUCAACGGCUCCAUCCCGCCGGGCUUAUCGCGCAUGCAGCGGCUCGAGCGGCUGCACCUCUCCAACAACCUGCUCUCCGGCGACAUCCCGCCGUCCCUCGGCUCGUUCCAGCGGCUCGGGCUCCUCGAUCUUUCGCAGAACCAGCUCGCCGGCGCCAUUCCUCCGAGCAUCGUGCAGUGCGUUAACCUGCUGAAGCUCGAUCUCUCACACAACAUGCUGCGAGGCGUGAUCCCAGUGGGCUUGUCGGAGCUGAGCGCACUGUUCUACCUCAACCUCUCGAGCAACCUGCUGUCCGGCGCGAUCCCGGCGACCAUCGGCGAGAUGGAUAAGCUGCAGGUGCUCAACCUGUCGUCGAACCGGCUCUCCGGCACGAUUCCGCCGGAGCUUGGCGGCUGCGUCACGCUCGAGUACCUCGACCUCUCCGCCAACGCGCUCGUAGGCGGCUUGCCGGAGACCCUCGGCUCGCUCCAGUUCUUGCAGGUCCUCGACGUGUCCUGCAAUGGCCUCACGGGGGACCUGCCUCGGUCCAUGGAGAAUAUGGCGUCGCUGCGGCUUCCUAACUUUUCCUACAACGGCUUCUCCGGCGAGGUGCCGAGCGGCGGGGCCUUCCCGGGGUUCCCGGCGGACGCGUUCCUCGGCGACGCUGGGCUGUGCACGCGAACGGCGUCGAUGGCGUCUGGCCUGGCUAGGUGCGGCGGCGCGACGCGCAGAGUGCUCCACAACCGGCGGGUGGUGGUGCCCGUUGCCGUCACGGUCGCGAGCUUCACGGUGGCUAUCAUUGGGCUCGCCGCGUGCCGGGCGGUGGCGAGGACGGCGAGCGCGAGCGUGGGACGAGACGGGCGGCGAUCCACGCUCCUUUCGUACGGCGGCGACGAGCCGAUCGAGAGGGGCGACCACCCGAGGAUCUCGCACCGGGAGCUCUCGGAGGCGACGGGCGGGUUCGAGCAGUCGAGCCUCAUCGGCGCCGGGCGGUUCGGGCGCGUCCACGAGGGGACGCUCCGCGACGGCACGCGCGUCGCCGUCAAGGUGCUCGACCCGAAGACCGGAGGCGGCGAGGUCUCCCGGAGCUUCAAGCGCGAGUGCGACGUCCUGCGGCGGACGCGGCACCGGAACCUGGUGCGCGUGGUCACCACGUGCAGCCAGCCGGACUUCCACGCGCUGGUGCUCCCGCUGAUGACCAACGGCAGCCUCGAGAGCCGGAUCUACCCGCGCGACGGCCGCCCCGGCCGCGGCAUGGACCUCGCGCGGCUGGUCGCCAUCGCCGGCAACGUCGCCGAGGGGCUCGCGUACCUGCACCACUACGCGCCCGUCCGCGUCGUGCACUGCGACCUCAAGCCCAGCAACGUGCUCCUCGACGACGACAUGACGGCCGUCGUGGCCGACUUCGGCAUCGCGCGGCUGGUCAAGGACGCCGACGGUGACGUCGACGAUCACAUCACCGGCUCCGCCGAUCCGUGCAACUCCAUCACCGGAUUGUUGCAAGGUUCCGUGGGCUACAUCGCACCAGAGUACGGACUAGGAGGCCCCCCGUCGACGGAAGGCGACGUGUACAGCUUCGGGGUGCUGCUGCUGGAGCUGAUCACCGGGAAGCGGCCGACUGACGUGCUCUUCCAAGAGGGACUCACGCUGCACGAAUGGGUCAGGCGGCAGCGGCACCACACGCAUGACAUCGCCGCCGUCGUCGCGCAGCCAUGGCUGGCGGACGCGAUGUUCUCGACGGUGCAAGGGGACGACGUCGUCGUCCAGCUGAUCGACCUCGGGGUCGCGUGCACCGAGCACUCGCCGCUGCUGCGACCCACCAUGGUGGAGGUGUGCCACGAGAUCGCCCUCCUCAAGGAGGACCUCGCCAAACACGGAGGCGCGGCCGCGUCGGUGGCGAUGACUGCCAGCGAGGGGUCAUGCUCCACCACGGACUCGUCGUUCUGAGAUGUGGUUGUGGAAGAUAUAGUUCAGCGUCGCCUACACAUUUUGAUCCUCUAUUGAUUUAGCUAGUUUGAACACGUCAUCGCAGUUAAAAUAUUUGCAUACUUUUUUGAGUUACUUGUGCCUUUCAUUUUCUUUAGUUCAGUUAUAAAAACUAUAUAGUUUUACUAUGUAA
Messenger RNA from Triticum aestivum (bread wheat), 3372 nucleotides. RefSeq names its product putative leucine-rich repeat receptor-like serine/threonine-protein kinase At2g24130. Gene Ontology annotation, biological process: protein phosphorylation. Gene Ontology annotation, molecular function: protein binding; ATP binding; protein kinase activity. NCBI's taxonomy places the organism in Eukaryota, Viridiplantae, Streptophyta, Magnoliopsida, Poales, Poaceae. The record is from RefSeq and is a predicted model, not a curated record. Bases 93 to 3200 code for a protein of 1035 amino acids. The transcript is spliced from 2 exons.